Molecule: messenger RNA, 983 nt
Organism: Moneuplotes crassus
Lineage: Eukaryota; Ciliophora; Spirotrichea; Euplotida; Euplotidae
Source: the annotation of a GenBank genome assembly
GGUAUUAAUAAAUUAUAUUGAUUUUUAUUUAAUAAAAUGAACCAAACUAGAAGACAAUUGGAUGAGAGCAUCACCCAGAAGACAAUAAACUCCUUGUUCUAUUAUCAUAUGAUGCUCUUUCUUUCCUGUCCUCUAUUCUAUUGCAUUGGAAGAUACGAGUUAUCUCUUGCCAUUCUUCCUCUCUUCUGGUUUUAUUAUAAAACAUGAAUAAGUUAUUUCCAGAAAUAUCAUAAGGCGAAGUAUGGAGCUCCAACUACAGAUCCAGGGACAGACGUCAUGAACAUUGUUGUGUCAGAUAAGACAAAAGAAAUGCUAGUUCAGUAUUUGACGACGCUAGGAUUGAGUAUCUUCGCAGCAGUUGGAUUGUACCUCCAGUCUGGAAAUAUGUACCAAUUGGGGCUAUUCAUGAUCUCCCUCUCUGUAUAUCAUCUGCUUGAAUACUUAUUUGUGUUACUACAUCACUUCAAGGAUAUUAAGUUUGAUUCGUUCCUUAUAAAUCAAGGGAAGCACUACACUUUUGCAAUGACCUUUAGUUUUUGUGAGUAUUUUUAUGAAUAUAUGUUUUAUCCUGGUUUGAAGGACAAUUCAGCUACCUUCUUAUUUGUCAUAAUUGGCGGAAUCUUAGCAAUAAUCGGCCAUUUCUUCAGAGCAAGUGCGGAAUUUACUGCCAAGAGUAACUUCACACACCAUAUUUCAUACAGGAAAAAGCAGACCCACGAGUUGAUAACUCAUGGAGUGUAUUCUUUCUCUCGGCAUCCUGGAUAUUUUGGAUGGUUCCUUUGGUCAGUUAGCACUCAGAUUAUGAUCACCAAUCCAGUCUGAAUAGUUGGCUUCUAUUUCGCUUCCUAUUACUUCUUUAAAGACAGGAUUACCGAGGAAGAAGACCUUCUCAAGGAAUUUUUCGGGUACGAUUACAUUCGUUACCAAGAGAGGGUUCCCACACGAAUGCCAUUUAUUGAUUAAUUCAAUGAUCUUUAAAAAUC